AAAGAAUCAGUUUGAAAAGAUGAGACUGAUUUCUCGCAACUAUUUUUCUAUUGUCAGUUCUCAAAUAGCAAUAGGUCAAGCUCACCGUGUUAUUGCUUCAUCUAGUAUGCCGAAAACAAGGGCGAAAACCCAAGCUACGAAAAGGAAAGCCUCCCAAGAAUCAGAUCCUCCGCCGAAGCGAGGAAAGAAAUCCGAAGAAAAAGAUGACGACGCUGUAGCACUUGCAAAGGACAAGAAUCCACAAAGCAGCGCUGCAGUGUCCGCAGUAGCAAGUGGCAGCAAUGGCGAGCAGUGCUGGCUUUUCAAAUCUGAGCCGGAAAGCAGAGUGGAGAAUGGUGUGGACGUGAAGUUUGGCAUAGACGAUUUAGCCGAAGAAGCAGAUCAGACGGCUUGCUGGGAUGGAGUUCGUAACUACCAAGCCAGGAAUUUCAUGCGUGAUCGCAUGAGAGUGGGAGAGCUGGGGUUCUUCUAUCACAGUAACUGCAAGGUGCCUGGAAUAGCAGGUAUAGUGCGAGUUGUGAAGGAGGGCUAUACAGACCAUACACAGUUCGAUCGCAAGGACAUUCACUACGAUCCCAAGAGCAAGAAAGACGCACCGAAAUGGUUCAUGGUUGACGUGCAGCUGGUGCGCAAGCUGAAGCGGUUCGUGCCGCUCAGCGAGCUGAAGGCAACCUUUCAGAAGCAUUCUUCAUCCGGUGGUCCCCUUUGCAAGCUCGCACUCUUCUGCAGUGCCCGGCUUAGCGUACAGCCAGUGACGAAAGCCGAGUUUGAUUACAUUGUCCAAUUGAGUGACACUGACGCUGAACAGGAUGAAUAGUGCCUACAAUAAGGUGAUCGCUUGUAAGCUACUUGUACAGUCAUGCAAGUGAUCAGACAAGAUGUGUUCCUGUCUCCAUAUCAACGCCAAUCAGGAUACACAGCAUCCCGGACUCUGCCCUCUGACUAUGAUGUUGAUACAUCACACACCUACACUCACAUACACUGUAACACACACAUGCACACAUUUACGAUGUGGGUGAUGCUGUCCUGACUGCAACCAUGACCAUGGUGAUAGUCACAUGACAAGCAUAGUGUUCAUUGCAGCAACAAAGUCCUCUAGUGCAUGCCCUGUGCCAGCUCGCCUAUCAGCUGACAACCUGUUUUGGCAUGCGUGUUUGCAGGUCCUGCGUGGGCGGAUUGCAAAACCUCGAUGAAGCAUCAGUGGUUUUGUGCUCCAACUAGGGUGUUGCAUACCACAUGCACAUACCUCUGUGCCUAUGGUUUGGUGUGUUCUGUCAAACGUCGGUGUGCUGAUGCCGCUCAUGGUGAACUGCCCAUGAUGAAUGUUUUGAGUAUCGUCGAUACAUGUAUUCCCUGCGCCUAUAACCGUACCAUCUAUGCAGCGUAUUCAGUGUGUGAUGUAGGUGAGGUCGUCCAACUGGCCAAGUCUGCAAGGACCACACUUCUGAGUGUGUUGAAUGGAACUGCAUUGCGCAACGUCCCAACUUGCAUUGUAGUGUAGCGUAUGCCUCUGCUGGCGUUCUGCUAUGUCUGUGUGUCUUUACUCGUUAGUAGAACUGCAUGGACUGGUGCACAUGUCCAUGUAUAUCUGCACACUUACUUGUGUUUCGCGUGGUCUCCACCGAAUAAUACCGGUGUAUUCUUGGCCAAACCGCUUCACUGCUCCUAGCUGUACUUGUGCAGGAUUCACACUAUCCUCCUGUGUAUCUUGGUGACAUGGUGUAUUCUGUGUUCAGUGUUUUCAGUGUUGUGUGCUGCAGCCAGUGACAUGUAUUUGGCGAGUUGCUGAUUUAGACUGUAGGGUUUGCUCUUUGCUUCCGUACUGGCGGUCUCUGUUCUUGAAGCGACUACAUGUCCUCUCAUUCGUAUUCUUUUUAUCUGUUUUAUAUUAGGUGCUCCAGA
Sycon ciliatum is the source of this 1902-nucleotide messenger RNA. Its product is annotated as thymocyte nuclear protein 1-like. Bases 20 to 817 code for a protein of 265 amino acids. The transcript has a single exon. Gene Ontology annotation, cellular component: nucleus. Lineage: Eukaryota; Metazoa; Porifera; Calcarea; Leucosolenida; Sycettidae. The record is from RefSeq and is a predicted model, not a curated record.